This is a messenger RNA of Patella vulgata (common limpet), 1464 nucleotides long. RefSeq names its product caspase-1. The transcript is spliced from 5 exons. Gene Ontology annotation, cellular component: cytoplasm. Lineage: Eukaryota; Metazoa; Mollusca; Gastropoda; Patellidae. The record is from RefSeq and is a predicted model, not a curated record. Gene Ontology annotation, biological process: proteolysis; apoptotic process. Bases 145 to 912 code for a protein of 255 amino acids.
AAUAAAUGCCGAACCGUUGUGCUCUACUUUUAACGUAUGUGUAAGAACAAGACAUGUAUACCGAACACUGGAUAUAGUUCAAUAUAUAAUAAUUAGAUAUCCGUUUAUAAGAAAAUUAAUAAACUAAGGUUUAACUACCUACGUAUGUCCCAAGAUCUUGGAAUAAAAGCUGGACCUAACUGUAACCAGAGGUGUAACAAUGACACGUAUUGUUUCCAUCAUGGCAAGCGAGGAAAAGCUCUCAUAUUCAACCAAAGCGUAUUUGACGAUCUGCCGAGUAGACAUGGAGCUAAACAUGAUAGAGAAAAAAUGGAAAGCUGCUUCCGAUAUCUGAAUUUUGAUGUGGUAGUUCAUAAAGAAUGUACAGCAGAAGAAAUAUUCUUAUAUCUGGAUCAAGAAGCUGAAAGAGAUCAUGUAGAUGAAGAUUGUUUAGUUUGUAUAUUUAUGAGUCAUGGUUCAGAUGGUCAAAUUAAUGCACGUGACAAUUCUAUUCAAAUCUCAACCAUCAUGGAUUAUUUUAACAGUAAAUCCUGUCCUUCACUUGAAGGCAAGCCAAAAUUAUUGUUUGUAAACGCAUGCCGUGGUGAUAGAUUAGAUACGGGUAUUGAUGUUGUUGAUGCUGCAAGUGUUGAAGAUAUUGUUGAAGCUGUUCAGAUGGUGAUACCUGUAGAGGAAGAUUUUCUGCUUGCUUGCUCUGUUGUUUCAGGUUACGCUUCAGCUAGAGACUUCAGAAAGGGGUCUUGUUUUGUGUCAGCUCUGGGAGAAGUAUUACAAAAACAUGGUAAAUCAAUGGACUUGAUGAAAUUGUUAACAAUAGUCAAUGCUAAAGUGGCUUUAGAAUUUGAAAGAAAAGGAGGAACGAAGCAAAUGCCAUGUGUUUAUAGUACUCUCACUAAAGAUGUAUUUUUAUGAAACAAUCCCGGUGUAUUCACGGAGAUGGGUAAUCGUAUGUGUGUUCACGGUGGAGAGUAAUCGCAUGUGAUCAUGUGUGUUCAGUGAACUUCACGAUGAAGGGUAAUCCACGUGCGAUCAUAAAAAGUAAUCAACAUCAAUACAAUGUGAUACUAACAUUGCUUCGUUGAUAAUUUGUAAACAUGAUUUUCUAGUGCUAUAUACCGAAGAUAACAUCGACCUGCCUAUAUAUUUAAAUUUUGUGUGUGCAGCUUUUAUAUUAGUUAAACGGCUUUGAUGUGGAAAAAGAGCGGUUUUAUAAAACAUUAGCUAUCUUCUAAAAAUGGUCUACAAUUCCCGAGCUUGGGACCAAUCAUCAAAAUAUUUGAGGAAUCGCAAAAGCAAAUAACAACCGCACCGAGUUUGAUGUAGCCCCACCCCCACCCCCAUAGUCACAUAUUAUGUCACACACGUACAGGUGCUGCUACUUUUUUUUGCAAUGCAACAAAAGGUUGUUUUUUGUUAUAUUUAAUAAUUAUUAUUUGUUAAUGUGCAAUUUUAUCAUAGUAAUGG